Patiria miniata (bat star) is the source of this 6239-nucleotide messenger RNA. RefSeq lists its product as uncharacterized. Gene Ontology annotation, biological process: signal transduction. The transcript has 4 exons. Bases 2239 to 3735 code for a protein of 498 amino acids. The record is from RefSeq and is a predicted model, not a curated record. Gene Ontology annotation, molecular function: protein binding. NCBI's taxonomy places the organism in Eukaryota, Metazoa, Echinodermata, Asteroidea, Valvatida, Asterinidae.
GGUCUGGUAAUAGCGCCGCGUGCGGUAGUGUACGCGCAACCGGCGAAUCAGGGAAAGGUUGUUCUCAUUAUUAUCAUACAAUGACGUCACACAAGUUCACGUGCCUGCCCUUCCGGCAGAUUGCCCAACUUGCACCGGAAAAUCCGUAUUCCGGGAAAGUCCUCCACGGUCCGUCACAUGAUGAGAUAAUUCUGAUUCAGGUGUGCCACAAGGCCAUUCAAAUAGAAAUGUUCGUUUCCCAUAUUCAGGUUCACGAACAUGCUCUUGCUUUUUUCUGGAUCGGUUGCGUUUUUAAAUUUUGACACGGGGGAACUACGAACUAUAAAACAUGUUCCUCUUAGAUUGUGAGCCGAUUUUUUACCGGAGGUGUUUGUCUUAUGGAGCAAUUUGGUCACUUAUGUUCUUCUUCUUGUAAAAAACAAUUGUCCAAGCAAAUUGUUGGAAACAAAAAGGAGAGAUCGAGUGAUGGUAAACGAGAUCUUAUUUUGAAAGAGCCAUGAGUCAUACAUCGCUUGACGAAAUGUACAUAACAAAUAUAUACAUGUACAUUGUACAUUAUUGCCUUGCUUUUUGUACACAUAAUCAGAUUUAGAAUUUUUCAUUAAAUAUUGUUUGAUUGUAAACAAACUUUUAAGUGCUGUCACCGAACACCUGAAAACACCGAAUACCUGUUUUUCAUUUUCAUCUGUGUACAGUUAUACAUGUAUAUAUGUAAAAAAAAAAAAAAAAAAAAAUCGAUAUUAGAAUAUUAUUUUCAUUUUCACCUGUGUACAAGAAUAAUGUGUACAUAUGUAAAAUCAAAUAAGUUUCUAACUAUUAGAUUGGAAAUAAUGUCUUAUUCUUUUUGGUGAUGACGCAUGUACUUUUUAAUCUAGUAGUGGGACUUGUUUUAAUUAUAAAAGUGCACUUCUAUAUUUUUAGAUCACAAUGGGUGUUUUAAAUAUUACUAUAUUUUUUUAUGAAUUGUAGACUGCAUGCACGUAAGAUGAAGAGCUUCUUUCCUAUUAUUUUUUUUAUCCCGAACCAGAAGCCUCAAAGUUGAAAACUGCCACUCAAACCAUAUCUGUCUUUGUUCGUAUGUUAUUUCCACAUCAACCAUAGGGCAAGGAACAUGAACCUGUACUUUCACAUAAAAACAAAGAGUUACAGGGCUAUCAGCUUCGGUCCAAAAAGGCCACUGGUUUCAAAAUGAGCAAAAGGAGCAAUGCUCAUAGCAAUUUUUUGUCGCAAGGUAUGAACAUCUAGAGUUGAAAAAUGUGUGAUAGAUAAUCAGGGUGAGCGUUGGCAGUUUUUGUGGUUUUAUCACUUUUAUUUUAUUUUGUUUUUUCAAAAUGGCCGCCAAUAAGUUGUUACCGGAUUUAUUAUAUGUGGUAAGAAGCAUGUUUCGACCGAUCAUUUUUACAAAAAAAAAAGGUGAUAGCAAAAAGCUGCCACCGCUGCAAUGCUAUUUCCAACUACACAGGGUGGAUACCUUGCCAAAAUCAAUGAGCAUUAUUCCCUCAGGCUGAUUUGAUACCGACCAAACCCCCAAAUUGCAGAAAGCCAUAUUAUACACGGGGAACUAAAUAAGUGAAUUUAUAUUCCCUCGUUGGCCGAUAGCCUGUUCUAUUUUUAUGUCAACUUUCAUUUUCGCUCAUCGAUGCGUUGCAUUCAUCAGUCACGUGCGUACACGCCCACAUGGCAUCGCAAGUAUCAUGUGACUCUAGUUGACUCUGGCUGACCCCACCGAGUGAUGACGUCAUGCGGGGGUUCCCCGCUAAAUCCUCGCCGCGCGAAUGACCUUGAAGCGUUGUUAACGCAAUAAGAAGCAAGAUAGGCAUUUGUGUACACUACACACGGCACUAGCGACCGGAUAUACGCCGCUGUUUUCCAAGAGCUCGUUCAGCAGCAGUAUCACCAUGGUAUCACCGUGUGCUGAGGUCGUUGAUAUCUGGCCUCUGAACCUGACGUGUGGUUUGGCACGUCCCUGACACAUGCGCUCAAACAUCAACAUAAAAUUUCCACUUGCCACGCUGGUCGCGUCGGGCUACCACGGCGCAACAUUCCACUAUCCUCCUUCGUUCAGCCGUGCGACAAAAGGAACAAACAAUCUAACAAAACACGGGGAUUUUCGUCGACACUAGACUGGAUAUAACGAAAUCAUGGACAUGGCCAGGCUUCUUCUGGCCUGGCCAUCUGUGUACUUCCUUUCUCUCUGAGACGUGGGGUGCCGGUGGGAGGAUCGUCUCAAGAUCAGCCAUGCUCUCAUCAUCACCGGCGACUGACUCGACUCCGGAUCCCAAGACCCCACCGACGCUGGGUGAGACGGCCUACCGGACACUGCCCAACUUUUACCGUACCACCAUCCAACUGUCCACGCUGCUGGACGUGGAACAACCGUUGGGACAUGACUACCGCGCGGUCUUGGAAGAACUCGGCUUUCAACCGGAAGAGGUGAGAUUUUGGGGUUGCAAAUGCAAGCGGCCGACCUUGGAGGCAUUAGUAGAAUGGGACGGUACGGUCCAAGAACUUGCCGAUGCGCUUCGGGUGUGUGAGCGGUACGACGCCCUCAGCGUAUUGGUACAGUCACUGGUACAGAUAGUACAACAGGCACACAAACAAACAGAUCGAACAGGGACCAACAUCUUGACCCGAGACGUUUUUCCGUCGAACUCGUUCCCAGAGCUCCAGCCCUCGACUCUAAGAUGGGCAGACCCUGGCACAUGCGCAGAAACAUUCCUCCCGGAGUAUAAACAAAGACCCGAUGUUUUGAAUGAUGCAACUUCGCGUACGUCAUCACUGUCAGAUAAACUUUCCCCCGACUCUGUUUUCGGUGGAGUCACAACAGAACUUAAUCCCUCCCCGGAAUCCCUUAAUCCAGCUAGAGGAUUAUCCACGCACCGUGUUUGCACAAGCGAGUCGCCGUCGAUAGCGAGCAAAACACGGGGACCAGCCGAUGUGGAUGCGCUGCUGGCGGCGCACUUUGAGAUUCCCGUCCAAGUUGUGGCCACGUGUCUAUCGUCUUCAAAGGGUCGUAAGACUACCGAGUUUGUGUGCAACCUGGUGGCCUCCGCCGCCAGCCGUUGCCGUUGCAUCUCUAAUUCUGGAGACCUCACGUGGAUCUCCAACACCACCGUCUACGUUAACAACUUUGCGCGCCUUCUACUCUUGCUCGUAGCCUUCUUGAACGCGGUCACGUGCGUCUUUGGCCCCACCCAUACGCCCGCUUACGUCAUGGAGCUCAUCAUAGCCGCCGUUCCAGUCGCCCAGUCGCUGUACGUCGACCAGAACCUACCUGUCUACCGCGACUUAAUACGGAAGAUCAAGGAAGUGGAGGCUGGAAUGAGGCUCAUCACCAAUUGUCUCGAGCGGGCCCCGGGAAAAUCGCUCACCAGCGAAAGUAACAGACUAACAGAACUGGACGCAAGGAAAAGGAAAUUUGAGCAUUUGAAAUCCCAAGUUUUGCCAGUCUACAGCGAUAUCAGACUUUGUAUUAUCAGCACUUUGGUUGUGGAAGUUUCGCUUAUAUUUUUGCUCCUCUUCGUAGGGCUAAUGUGCUACACGGGCCAGGAGAUCCUGGCCAAGUUUGGAGAUGGCUUCACUUUGAUGGCGUUAGCGCUGAUGUGCAUAGACUGCGCCUAUAACUUUGCCAUUGUGGCCGUGUACUACCACGAUAGGACGAUUGAGACUGUGCUACACAAGGAUCGGUUCCGUGUAAACGCUGACCUGUUGCGUCAGGAAUCGGACUCCGUAUAGUAUAGCCGAAAUUUGGGCUACGCCCUAGAGAUAAACAUUCUUCAAAACAAAGUGCAAUAACACUCAUUAUUUCAUCAUCAUAAUUAUUCUAGCAUAAACAAUACGUCAUUAGAACAAGAACACCGGUUGAUCAGCCGGAAGAAAUCUUGUGAAGGAAACGCAAAGGAUUGUGUGCGAACCUGAUUGGUGCGUGUAUUUUUGAAAAUUAAUGUUCACCAUUCGGUUGACUAUCUGCGAUCUGUUUUUCUGAUCUUGCCCGGACAUUAAUUGUCGGCGCUUGAAAAUCAACCCCACAACUACGCACUCUGUCGGCGACAUAGGCCUAUUCACCUGUUCGCAAGACAUAAUCGCAUCCAUCCCGUCUGCAAAAAGCAAGGCUUACGCCCCUACUAACCAAAUUUUUAACUUGAAGCCAAGGAUGGCAAAUUCGUAGAAAGCAGCUUACAGUCGUUACAUUUAUUUGGAACGCGCCUACACCCCCGUCACCCCAACCCCAAACCCUCAACCAUGUUUGGUUGACUUUCAAUGGUCACGCGCACGAUCAACAUUGAACAGGAACGCGAGAGAUCAGUGGGGUCUUCUUGUGGUUAAUAGUUAUAUUGUAAACAGUGUAUGUUUGCUUAAAAUUGUAUUUGAUUUUUUUUAACUGCAGGGCAGACCAGUUUGAUAAGAACUGUAAAUUAUGUGUCAAUAUUUGGUUAGAUUGUUUUGAACUUAUUCAUCCGACUCGGUGAACAACAAUCUGGAAAUAAUUUACAAUUCCAAAAUCCGGCUUUGCAAAUGGAAUUGGACAAGUGUAUGUCCGGGUCACCGGACGGGAAACAGUAAUAAAAACGCGGGAAAGAAAAUGACAAAGCGGCCUCGCCAGAGAUUGUCAGGGAGAAAAUCACCGUGCAAUGUCGGUCAGCAACAGAGCAUCUUGAAGUUGCGUUCUGGAAUUAUCAUCGUAAACAAUCGGCCAAAUUAAUUGGUGUCGACGCUGACUAAAUUGGUUCAUGUACCCAACACAUUGUAGGAACUUGAUAAGUUCUCAAGUUUCUACAAGUAAAUUAAGCCAAAGUUGGCUUAAUUUACUUGAAGAAACUUGAGAACUUAUCUUUCGAUAUAAAACAAGCAAGGCAGAGGGCGACUAGGCUUUGUCCCCCUUUUAAUAUAAACCACUUUCGGUUUUCCAAUGAUUCUUACUCAUGUUUAACCACACUUUCUGACGACCUCGGUUUAAUAAGAAAAAGUGACCUUUUAUCAGUUCCUCGAUUCUCUCAGCCACCGAUAUUUAUAGACAUGCGGAACUAAUCAGAAAGGGAAGGUAUUACUUGGUACUCCGAGGAAAUAUCAUCAUAGCAUAAUGGAUUAUGUUUAGACAAGGGAAAGUGGUCGGGGAAACACCGUCGUCUAUAUUCAAGGCGCGAAAUGUUAUUGACCGUGCAGAACCCCUGCUGCGGAUUGCUCCCAAAUGCAGAUGGAUGCCCAACUGCAAAUCGAUACACGCUUGGGCUCACAGCUAUUUCAUUGCUGAUGAAAACUUCAAUAAACGACACAAAUAUACACCUACAAACAAUGAAUGAGUAAAAAUUUCAAUUUAUACAUGUACAAUGUACUUUUAAAUUAAAUCCAGGUUAGGUCUACUUUGACCCUUUGAAUUUCGGAGUUACGAGAUACCAAAAGACAGAAUGCCAAAGGGUUAUUCAGCUGUGUUCAAAGCACUGUCCAUAAAGCCUGUACAAAAAUGGAUUGUGUUUGAAACAAUACCCCAAACCAAAUCAUCACAAGUCUUUUGGGGAAAUAUACAUAGUUGUUGGCAAUACACAUCUAGGUUUUGACUAAUUCGUUAUUCCAUCAAUAUGGAGACCUACACCCACGCUUUUUAGGAAGUGGGGAAAAUGAGGGAAGUUAUAUUACAAGGAUAAGUCAGUUUCCCAUGAGUGUGAUUAGCAAAUCUAUUUCUGGAGUCCUAAAAUAAUGGCCUAAUAUGGGGUCAGUUUGGCAGACAAAACGAUUACUGUGCAAAUUGAAGAUCAGAAUGAUCAUUCCUACCAGGCUGACUGUAACUUCAUGAUAGUUGUUUGGGCAUUCCUUUGCUUAAAAAAAUAUUCAGUGUGUUAUGUAAAAUUCUCUGGUACUAUUUGUUAACUGCUCUUGAAUUCAUGCAGUAUUUGCUCAUAUUGUUUUGUAUUAUAGUGAAAUAUAACACGAUUCUAACAUUUGGUAAAACUCAGGUAUAUACCAACACAUUGAAUAUAAACGAAGUAUUUUAUUGCAGCAUUAAAAUGUCCUGUUGUUGUUAACUACAAAUAAUGAAUUGUUUACAUAUGUUAAUACAAUGUUUGCAGGUUUUAUAUAUGUUGAGAUUUUUUUUCCCAACUUGGAAAUGAUUGUAAAAUAAUGCCAUCAAGUAUUAAGACAGAAUUUAUGUUUGAAUUUGAGCCAAAACAAAACCACAGAAUCAGAUGCACCCCUUUUCAACUUAAACAUGAUGACGUCAUAUUUUUAUCCACGAGUCAAAA